UCCUCCUCCUCCUCCUCCUCCUCCUCCUCCCUUCUCACCCCGCCACCACCACCACCACCAUCACCACCACUUGAGGCCCCGGACGUCGGUGACUUUUUAAUGGCUUUUGUGUUCAGAAGAUGGAGGGUCUUACUGGUGCUGAACGUGCUUGCUGUUGCCGGGUUCAUGACUUUUUGGGCCAAGUGCAACACACGCAGCGUCCAAGCCGCCGGUCCGGAGGCUCCGGCUGACGGGAAGAGGCCCCGGGGUAACGGGACGGGGCAGGGGCCCAGCAUCAGCCAUGAGGUGCUGCUGAAGAGGCUGAGCUCGCUGGAGGACGUGGUGUACAGGCAGUUAAACGGUCUGUCCAAAUCUCUGGGCCUGAUUGAGGGCUUCGGGGGUCGGGGGAAAGGCGGCCUCCCUGCCACGCUGUCUCCAGCUGAGGAGAGCGAUGCUAAAUUCCUGAGGGAGAAGUACGGCUACAACGCCUACCUGAGUGACAGAAUCUCUCUGGAUCGGACCAUACCGGACCACCGGCCCAGCAAAUGCAGAAAGGUCAGCUACCCGAGGGACCUCCCCCAGAUCUCCCUCAUCUUCAUCUUCGUCAACGAGGCUCUGUCCGUGAUCCUGCGCUCAGUCCACUCAGCUGUCAAUCACACGCCGGCACACUUGCUCAAAGACAUCAUCUUGGUGGAUGACAACAGCGAUGACGAGCAGCUGAAGGGACCUCUGGAGGAGUAUGUCAACAAGCGCUACCCCGGCCUGGUGAAGAUCGUCAGGAACCAGAAGAGAGAGGGACUGAUCCGGGCCAGAAUCGAGGGCUGGAAGGUGGCCACUGCCGAGGUGACAGGAUUUUUUGACGCCCACGUGGAGUUCACACCAUCCUGGGCUGAGCCGGUUCUGGCCAGAAUAAAAGAGGACCACAAGAGGAUCAUUUUGCCCUCCAUCGACAACAUCAAGCACGACACGUUCGAGGUGGAGCGCUACGAGAACUCGGGCCAUGGCUACAACUGGGAGCUGUGGUGCAUGUACAUCAACCCGCCCAAACAGUGGUGGGACGAGGGCGACAUGUCCGCUCCCAUCAGGACUCCCGCCAUGAUUGGCUGCUCCUUCGUGGCCAACCGUGAUUACUUCGGGGAGCUCGGCCUGCUCGACUCUGGCAUGGACGUUUACGGAGGGGAGAACAUCGAACUGGGCAUCAGGGUGUGGCUGUGUGGAGGCAGUAUGGAGGUGCUGCCUUGUUCCAGGGUGGCUCACAUCGCGCGGAUUAAGAAACCCUACCACAGUAACAUAGCUUUCCACACACGGCGUAACGCUCUGCGCGUGGCUGAGGUCUGGAUGGAUGAGUACAAAUCCAAUGUCUACCUGGCCUGGAACAUCCCCAUGGAGAAUCACGGUAUUGAUUAUGGAGACGUCUCUCAGAGAGUUGCCCUGAGGAAGAGUCUGCAGUGUAAGAGCUUUGAGUGGUACCUCGACAAUGUUUACCCAGAGAUGAGGAGGUACAACAACACACUGUUCUAUGGAGAGAUUCGUAACUCUAAGGUGAGCCACCUGUGUAUGGAUCAGGGCAUGAAGGAGAACCACACGGCCACCCUGCAUCCGUGUCACGGAUGGGGUCCUCAGUUAGGACGUUACACCAAAGAGGGUCAGCUGUUCCUGGGCCCCCUGGGCAGCACCGGGGAGGACACUCGCUGCGUGGUGGACGAUCAGAUCAGCAGCUUUCCUCAGCUCCUUAACUGUGACAAAGUGACCAACGUGAAGCAGAAGACAUGGCAUUUCUCUCAGAACGAAUCCAUCAUUAACCGUGCCACGGGGCGCUGUCUGGAGGUGGUGCCGGCUAACGUUUACUUCGGUCACCUGCUGGUCCUGCAGCCCUGCUCCGGGCAGAGGUGGACCAUCAAGAACACCAUGAAGCAGUAGUGGAAUGGCCAAUUUCACUGGGACCAAUGACACCAGUGGCCAUUUGCAAGAGCUGCCGACUGAACCUACAGCUUGGCCGAGCCGCAGCUGGUGAGGCAGAGGCUCCCCGUCUUCUCAAGAAAAGACGGAGAAGGUUUAAAAGAGAUACGAGCUGUGAGCAUCUCAGUGAUACAAGUUUUUUUUUUUUUUUUACAAACUGAACAUUGAAAAUGAUGCAAGUUUCGCAUGAGGACUAUUUCUCCAUCUGAAUUUUGACAAACUCUCCAUGUGAAGUUGCCAUAACUCCUGUACGUGCCACUUCUCUGCCAUGUUGUUUAAGGAUGGAGAAUUGAUCAGCCACAACUGUGUU
Seriola dumerili (greater amberjack) is the source of this 2248-nucleotide messenger RNA. RefSeq names its product polypeptide N-acetylgalactosaminyltransferase 17 (gene galnt17). The coding region runs from base 100 to 1899 and encodes 599 amino acids. The transcript is spliced from 11 exons. Gene Ontology annotation, cellular component: Golgi apparatus. The record is from RefSeq and is a predicted model, not a curated record. NCBI's taxonomy places the organism in Eukaryota, Metazoa, Chordata, Actinopteri, Carangiformes, Carangidae.